CCAUCAGUACAUAACUAUGUGUCGAUACUAUAGCACAUUUGCUAACACUGUACUUUUUUAUAUAUAUAAAAUAUUUAUAUACAUCUAGGCAGGCCACUGUGCGUUAUAGUCGACUAAUGUAUCACACUGCAGCAGGCUGGAUCGAAAGAACACAUUCAAAAUGUUAACAUUAUACCUCGUGAUACUACUGGUGAUUGGUAUAUAUUUACUGAUAUAUGUCAAGGGAUAUCGUACCCGAAAACUGUUCGCCGGCCUGCCAACGUACCCGCGGUUGCCUCUCCUUGGUAAUGUCCACUGGUUCCUUGGUGGAGGUCGAAUAAUAUUUCAGCGAUUAAAAGAAAUAUCGGAAAUUGCCGAUCAAAAGAAUCUGCCAUUCGCACUUUGGAUGGGAUAUUUGCCUCUUUUGAUAAUAAGCGAUCCCGAGGAUGUGAAGACUGUAACAAACACGUUUAUUGAGAAACCAUAUUACUACAACUUCGGGCGGAUAUGGCUCGGGAACGGACUCAUCACUGCACCUGCUGCAAUAUGGAAACACAACAUCAAGAAUAUAGGCAGCGCUUUCAACGCAACCGUUGUGGACAGUUACCAGCCAGUGUUCGAUGCGCAAGCGCACAAUUUGGUACAGCAACUGAAAGGUGAAGUGGGACGCAAGCCCUUCGACAUAAUGAAGAAAUACAUUGCCUUUAUAACUCUUGAGGCGAUAUGUCAAACAGCUCUUGGCGUGUCCCAAAUAUCGGAGAGCAUUAUCACAACGGAGUACUAUAAUGCCUUCAACAACUGCAUGGAACUGUUACUCAGUCGGGGUCUGAAUAUACUCCAGCACCCAAAUAUCGUAUAUCGCCUCACGCCCUCUUAUAAACAGAUAACGAAAUCCGUCGCAAUUCUUCACAAUGUCUCAGAGAUGGUGAUGACAAAAAGAACUAUAGAGCGAGAAAAAAUGAAGAACAAUAAUGCUUUAGAGGCAAACAAAAGUGUAAGUCCAAAGUUCAAGGCAUUCCUCGACAUACUUCUGGACCUUCGAAGUAUAGACCCGACGCUCACCCACCAGCAGAUCAAGUCCGAAGUGGACACCAUCAUCGUGGCCGGUCAGGAGACGGUCGCGACCACAUUAUUUUAUAUUUUCCUAAUGAUCGGAUGCAAGCCACAAGUCCAGGAGAAAUUAUAUAACGAAAUGCAUUCAAUAUUUGGCGAUAGCACGAGGCCCGUUGUCAAAGAAGAUUUGGACCGAAUGAUAUAUUGUGAAGCUGUUAUAUAUGAAACACUAAGGAUGUAUCCCCCGGUUCCCGGCGUUAUGCGCUAUGCAGACAGAGAUCUCCAACUCAAAAAUUGCACAGUGCCCAAAGGAACGUGUUGUUGUAUUAACACGUGGGGCGCGGGGCGGUCGAAACGUGUGUGGGGUCCAGAUGCAGAAGAAUAUAGACCAGAGAGAUGGCUGGAAGAGAAGGCACCGGGACAUCCAGCCGCCUUCCUCGCCUUCAGCUACGGACGAAGAGCAUGUAUAGGUAAGAAAUAUGCCAUGGCAAUAAUGAAGACAAUCAUGGCGCACUGCGUGAGGGAGUUGGUGCUGGUCUCGCAGGCGGACAAGCUCGAGCUCAGAAUAGACCUCGCUCUGAGGCCUGCCUCCGGGCAUCUCAUACAAGUUAAGACAAGGCAGUAACCUGUAUAGUGAAACAGUAGAACGUGGCUUCUGGCAACAAUAUGGUAAUAUGCAUAGUUAGUUAAUAUCAAUCAAUAAAAUACAUAGAGGGCUA
Messenger RNA from Galleria mellonella (greater wax moth), 1751 nucleotides. RefSeq names its product cytochrome P450 4c3-like (gene Cyp366a1). Gene Ontology annotation, molecular function: heme binding; oxidoreductase activity, acting on paired donors, with incorporation or reduction of molecular oxygen; monooxygenase activity. NCBI's taxonomy places the organism in Eukaryota, Metazoa, Arthropoda, Insecta, Lepidoptera, Pyralidae. The record is from RefSeq and is a predicted model, not a curated record. The transcript is spliced from 11 exons. Bases 161 to 1657 code for a protein of 498 amino acids.